Alternaria atra is the source of this 597-nucleotide messenger RNA. RefSeq lists its product as uncharacterized. Lineage: Eukaryota; Fungi; Ascomycota; Dothideomycetes; Pleosporales; Pleosporaceae. The coding region runs from base 1 to 597 and encodes 198 amino acids. The transcript has a single exon. The record is from RefSeq and is a predicted model, not a curated record. Gene Ontology annotation, molecular function: hydrolase activity.
AUGUGGGCGGACGUCGCUGGCCCCCUUCGCUCCUCAAAGUACCCUAUCAUCGUCCCAGACAUGCUAGGUUACGACGGUACUGACAAACCCACUGAUACCUCUGCAUACCGCUGGGACGGCAUGGCCAAGGACUUGAUUGAAAUCAUCGAAGCAGAGCAACACGAGAAGGUGGUAUCCAUUGGCCACGACUGGGGUUCCGUUGCCGCCAGUCGAUUGUGCCAACACUACCCAGACCGAGUCGUCGGACUCAUCAAUCUCAAUGUACCAUAUACUCCUCUAUUCUGCCAACCUUUCGACCUCAAAAUGAUGAACGACACGACUAAGGAACACUUUGGAUACCGAAUCUUCUCUUACUGGGAAGUUUUUACCGCCGACGACGGCGCAGAAAUCAUAGACAAGAAUCUAGAGCGUUUAUAUAGUGCUAUGCAUGGCCAAGGAGAAACAAUGAAAGACCUUUUCUGCACGCCAGGUGCAUUGCGCGAGGUACGUCACUUUACAUCUAUACGAAUUACUCAAAUCGCAAAAGGCCUCCACCAAGACCAAACUAACUACACAGUCAUGUAUGACUUACCACAACUCCCGCUAACCUCAAACUAG